AUGCAGAUCGCGGAUCUUAAGGACUUCCUUCUUUCACGCGGUUUGUCUCUCUCUCCUCGCGAUCACCACCGUCGGUAUUACCUCCAGAUUGCACUGGAUUGGCUAAGGACGAAUCGUGGUGAUCGAGAUGCUGGUUACGAUCCGACUGCUGGCAUUGGGCCUCCGGAACGAGAUCCGACGGCGCCGAUUUCAUCUGUUGCUGUCGGCGAAUCAGGGAGAUGGUUUCAGGAGGAGCAGCAGCGGCAGCAGCAAAGCGAGCAACCGCAGCAUCGGCAGCAGCAGCAGCAGCAGCAGCAGCAGCAGCAGCAGCAGAAUGAGCAGCAGCAUCGUCGGCACGCGCAGGAGCAGGAGCUAAGAUCCAUGAGCACGGCUCUGCUGAAGCAGUGGCUUCUCGAGCAAGGCGUGGAUCUCUCCCCUCGAGAGCACAAGCGAGCCUACUACCUCCGGAUGGCUCUUCCGCUGCUCGCUUCCCCCGGCGCUCCCAUCUCCUUCGCCUCUCCGCAGCUCGCGUCACUGAACACGCUCUUCUCGCCUCCCAUGGGCUCGCCUGACACGCGCGCGCCAUUGAACACGCCCUUCACGCCUCCCUUGGGAUCGGCUUAUGAUGACACGUUCGUUGCAGCUCUGUCUGGCGAGAACCGAUACGCGGAGGGCCAGCAGCGCCGUGGGAAGCAGCAGGCCAAGGGGAAAUCGACACCUCCCACAGCAGAGAGCGCGUGUGUUACAGCAGGGCAUAAGAGAGCGGCUGAAGCAGCAGCAGGGGGAGGAGAAGCAGGAGCAGGAGCACCUGGAGGAGCAACACGAGGAGCUACCGUGGUGCCAACGCCUGGCGAAACGGCUGCUGAAUCCUGGGAAACACCUGAGGAAACACCUGAAGGAUGGGGAGUGAAGAGGGACCAGGAGAAGCGCAGCAGCCACAGAUGGUGGUGGUGGUGGGGCAGCUCUUUCACGCAGGGACGACGGGAGAGGGAGGAAGAAGCAGGCGCUGGUGUGUAUGAUAGGGAGGAGCACAUGCGUCAGUCCGUGCAACAGCAGCAACAGCAGCAGCCGCAGCAGGGAAACCAGCAGCAGCAGUGGCAUCAUAAUCGGAAACAGCAGGAGCAGCAGCAGCAGUGGCAUCAGCAUCAUCAUCAGCAGCAGCAGCAGCAGCAGGGAGAGGAGGAAUCAGACACCAGCUCCUUCGUCUCAGCUUCCGAUUUCCUCCAUCUCCCUUCUUAUGAACGCAGCAGGGGUAUCCAUCCAGAGGCGGGGCAGCACAGGCGUCAUGUGCGUGGAUCAGCAUGGGUAGGGAGUGAUGGCGGAAGCGAUGGUGGAGAGACAAGUGCAGGAGGGGAUGCAUGUGCACGUGGAGCUGGCAAUGGCGAGAGAGCUGGCAAUGAAGAGACUAAGAAUGGUACCUGGAGUCGGGUGCGAGGCCAUGGAGUGGCACGCAGGAUCUCAGCGAGUAUAUUUUUCCCCUGGCUCCUGCUUUCCUCCUUCCUUUCCUUCCUUCUUUCACUCUUCCUUGCCUUCUUCCGGAGACUGAAAGGCUCGGCGGCUCGCCGCUCGUCAUGGACAGGAACGCCGUCCACCCGCACGUCGACAUCAUCAUCAGCAGCACCGUCUUCAGCCUCGCCGUCAGCAUCACUGUCAGCAGCAACAGCAGGAGCAUCUACGACACCUGCUGCUUUCACGGGAAAUGUUGCUGCUGCGGGUCUGCCAGGCGUCCCUCCCUCUGUUGGAAACGUUGCUGCUCCUCGCGCCUCACCCAUCCUACCCCGGCAGCUCCACUUUUGGGCGUCCCACCCUGCCAUCCCUUCAAUCGCCUCGCCUCCCCUGUCUGGUGCACCGCCUGACGGAGGAGUUGGAAGAGCAGCAGCAUUGGCAGCAGCAGGUGGAGGAAGAAGGGAAGUCAAAGGCUGGUUCAGCUGGUCAGGAGGGCAGGCAGCACAGUCAAGCAGGCAGAAGAAAGAGAGCGGACGUGCAAGGGACAGGAAGCAAAGGCGUGGCGCAUGGUCCUGGUCCGUGCAAAUGCUGCUGCUGCAGGCAGUGCAGCUGGUGGCAAUGGUGGGCGUGGCAGCAGGCGUGUACUUCUCCGCCUGGACGCUCAUUCAGUCCCUGGAGCACCGCCUGCUCCCCUUCUGUGAUAGUCAUGCCAAGAAACCCCACAGCAACCUGGAAUCCACAUCCAGGGAAUCCGAUUCACUGUCAGCGCCACUGUCGGUAAUGUCGCAGCAGCAGGAGCCCCUGUUUCUCUCCACGGUCACACAACCACCCGGCAAGUCCCCUUCGCGUCAUUCCCCUCUGUACAAUCUUCCUCUGUCCUCUCCUCCCCCCGUGCCCACGACUGCUGUUCGCUGCCGUCAGUGCCCGGACCAUGCAGAAUGCUCCAAGGGAGUUGCCAAGUGCCGUCCCAGCUACAGCCCUGCUUCAGGCUACAACCGUCCUCGCUACAGCCGUGCGUCAGAUCGCAGCGGACUCGGUGCCACUUUAGGACACACCAGCGGUAGUGGCAGCGGCAGCAGUGGCAGUAGCAGUGGCAGUGGCAGAAGCAGCGCCUCCAGGGGGCUAGAGGACAGUAGCAGUGGCGGGAAGAUUACCUGGUGGUAUGCCCUUGUCUCGUCCUCCCUUGCGUGCGUUCCCGACCCAAUCGUGGACCGCCAAGUGGCAGCUCUGGAGAGGGACGUGGUUGGCUGGGCGUGUCAGAAACGUGCCUGGCAAAUGUGUGCAGAUGCACCUGCCAGCCUGGAAGAUGGGAUGAGGAGAGCUGCACAAUCUGUACUCCAAAUGAUGUUGCACAGUAUUGGAACUGUUUAUAGAGGUGAAAGUGGUGGGAGCUGCAACGCUGGGGGUGGAAAUGGGUGUUGGUGGGUGAAUAAGGAAGGGGACUCGUUCGCGGAAAGGAGCAGGGUUGGGUAUGUGAGUGAGUGGGAGGUGAGAGAGGCUCUUGAUCUUCCCUUGGCUCCUGCCUCUGCCUUUCCCCUUCAGUCGUCCACCUCAGGCAGUGCAUCACCCUAUGUUCCUGUGCCACCACUGGCGGAAGCUGCAUCAUCACCAGCAGGUUCGAUACUGGAUGGUUGGCAGCUGGAGCAGCAACAGGAGCAGCAGCAGGAGCAGCAGCAACAGCAGCAGGAGGGGGGAUCACGGGAGGCAGAGUCAGGCUCGAGCAAGCAUGAGAGGGAUUUUCUUGUUGCACUGGUUGCUGACAGGGCGUUCGCCAGAGUUCAGUCAGGUGACACUUUACUCCGUCCGGGCAGGAGGGAGAAAACCUUUACCUGCCCGGAUGAACUGGCACAAGAGCUGGUGUCCAACAGCUGCUGGGCAUGGCAUGUGACGGCGUCUCAUUGGUUGGACCUCCUUUUGGCUCUGCCCUGUGGGAUUCUGUUUGCUGUGGCUGGCUUGAUGAUCAAGAGGAGGAGGGAGUGGGAAGAGGCUUAG
Closterium sp. Naga37s-1 is the source of this 3417-nucleotide messenger RNA. The record is from the annotation of a GenBank genome assembly. Lineage: Eukaryota; Viridiplantae; Streptophyta; Zygnematophyceae; Desmidiales; Closteriaceae.